Messenger RNA from Manihot esculenta (cassava), 1695 nucleotides. RefSeq names its product COBRA-like protein 4. The record is from RefSeq and is a predicted model, not a curated record. Bases 46 to 1413 code for a protein of 455 amino acids. Gene Ontology annotation, biological process: cellulose microfibril organization; plant-type cell wall cellulose biosynthetic process. Gene Ontology annotation, cellular component: plasma membrane. Lineage: Eukaryota; Viridiplantae; Streptophyta; Magnoliopsida; Malpighiales; Euphorbiaceae. The transcript is spliced from 6 exons.
CAAGUCCUUGCCUGGAAAAAUUUGUGAUCCAGUGAAACUCUGGAGAUGGGAGACGACAAAUCUUCCAACCCAUCUCAUGAAAUUUCCUUCCAAACUACGGAGUAUCAGCAGAGGCUGCAAUGGCCCUUGCUUGCUUUACUUCUUCUCAUGAUGCUGUCUCAUGCAGCUGCUUAUGAUCCAUUAGAUCCAAAUGGGAACAUAACCAUCAAAUGGGAUGUAAUGUCUUGGACACCAGAUGGUUAUGUGGCUACGGUAACCAUGAGCAACUUCCAAAUGUACCGGCACAUCAUGAGCCCUGGAUGGACUCUGUCCUGGACAUGGGAUAAAAAGGAAGUUAUAUGGUCAAUGGUGGGAGCUCAAGCCACAGAACAAGGCGAUUGUUCCAAGUUCAAAGGAAACAUACCACAUUGUUGCAAGAAGACUCCAACAGUUGUUGACUUGCUUCCUGGAGUCCCUUACAACCAGCAAUACAGUAAUUGUUGCAAGGGUGGUGUGGUGGCAGCUUGGGGGCAGGAUCCUUCAGCUUCAGUCUCAGCUUUUCAGGUCAGUGUUGGACUUGCUGGCACCUCAAAUAAAACAGUGAAACUUCCCAAGAAUUUCACUUUGCUUGGUCCAGGACCAGGAUACACCUGUGGCCCUGCAAAGGUUGUGCCAUCCACCAUCUUCUUCACACCGGAUCGUCGGCGAAAAACCCAGGCACUGAUGACAUGGAAUGUAACAUGCACUUACUCACAGUUUCUGGCAUCCAAAAAUCCAAGCUGUUGUGUUUCCUUCUCCUCUUUCUACAAUGAGACAAUCACUCCUUGUCCUUCGUGUGCUUGUGGCUGCCAGAACAAGCACAAUUGUAUCAUGGGCAACUCCAAGGAAGCACACAGAAAAGGAAUAAACACGCCGAAGAAGGAUAACACACCACUCCUUCAAUGUACACAUCAUAUGUGCCCAGUUCGUGUGCAUUGGCAUGUAAAAACCAACUAUAAGGAAUACUGGCGUGCAAAGAUUGCUGUUACUAAUUUCAACUACCGGUUGAAUUACACGCAGUGGACACUGGUUAUCCAGCACCCCAAUCUCAACAAUGUCACACAAGUCUUCAGCUUUGAUUACAAGCCUCUGGUACCCUACGAAUCCAUAAAUGACACUGGUAUGUUCUAUGGCAUGAAGUUCUACAAUGACCUUUUAAUGGAAGCUGGCCCUUUUGGAAAUGUCCAGUCUGAGGUGCUUCUCCGGAAAGACAAGAACACUUUUACCUUGAAGCAGGGAUGGGCAUUUCCAAGGAAAGUUUACUUCAAUGGUGACGAAUGCAAAAUGCCAUCACCUGAUGCAUAUCCAUAUCUGCCAAAUUCAGCCUAUGCAAAUCCAGUUGCAUAUUCAACAAUGGCAGCUUCUUUGCUCUUGAUGUUUGUUUUGCUUUGGUGAUCAAUCUUCUAUGGGGGCAAUUAUAUUCUUCAGAUCUCUCCUCAACAGAUAAUGCAGAGGCAAUUUUGGAAGACAGAACAAUUUCUUUUUCAUAACAGGUACAUUAAUCAUGUUAACUCUCACCAACAGACUAGAAGAAAAAUGUUUUCAUGUGUGGGAUAAUUCAGUUUUAUGCGAGCAAAUAGACAUGCAAAAUCCAUAGUACAUUCCAAAUAUAGCCUGAAAUUAUCCAAGUUGUCUAAAGUGCAUCACCAUAAAAUCAAAUUGUUUCAAUUUCUAGUU